AUGGAAACCCAUCCAAUCAGCUGUCUCAUUCUUCUUGUUACAGCUGUUCCCUGCUACUCAAACAGUUAUGCAACAAUAGAAACCCCCUCUCUGGCUGCCUUUGUGGGGACAUGUGUGGAGAUCAAAUGUAAAGUCACUGGAGAAGUACCUGAUGAAGAUGCUCUGUGGUUCUGGAUGAAGGAUGGGACAUGGGAUGGAAGUGAAUACAGUGGCACCAUUGUCUACAGUAACAAGCCCACAGAACGCCCCGUCAGUCCACAGUUUAGAGGCCGAGUCACUUACACUGGAGCUACACGAUUAGCAAAUAGACGCUACACAUACUCCAAUAAUCCAUCAUGCAGUGUUUCAAUCUGUGGACUGACAGUACAGGACAGUGGAGUGUAUUUUUUUAGAUAUAUCUCUAAGGAGCGGACAUUUAAAUGGGAAAGUAAUAAGCCUACCCUCAGAGUCACAGAGGUGAGAGUGUCUUCACCUCAACCUCCAUAUAAACAAGGCCAGACACUUACACUCAGCUGUAAUGUGAUUCGGAGCAACCCCCCUCCACAUGAUUAUAGAUGGUAUAAAAAUGAGCAGAGAGUGUCCUGGGCUCAGACGUAUGUUAAGAAUCUGCAGCCUGAAGACAGUGGCUCUUACACAUGCUCUGCUGAAAACACUGUGUCCUCUGCACAGUCAGGACCUCUACAGAUAGAUGUUCAGUACAAACCAACGAACACCAACAUUGAAAUUGUUGGUCAAACCAGAGAAGUAGAGGAGGGUCGUUCAGUGACCUUCAAAUGUAACAGUGAUGCCAACCCUCAUCCUGGUUCAUACUAUUGGCAUAAAGACAGUAAAUAUAUUCAGUACACAGCUGCAAACCGUCUGGAGAUGGAGAAAGUGCAGAGAGCAGACGAGGGCUGCUACAGCUGCAGGGCGACCAACAAACAUGGAUCAGGAGGUCACAGCACAGCCGUGUGUAUACAGGUGUCCUAUGCUCCUCAGAAGGUGAGAGUCCAGGCUGACCCAGGUCUGAGGGUUGAAGAGAACACGACACUGACGUUACACUGCAGCUUUCAGAGCCAUCCUUCUGUGAGCUCAGUGACCUGGAGCAGGGGCCCCACAUGGCAAGGGCCCCCUGUGCACACGGGGCCCACCUUCAGAGUGAGCUCAGUCAGUGUGAACGACAGUGGCCUCUACAGCUGCACCGCACACAACCAGGUCGGACAAGGAACGUCUCCACCAGCUGAAGUUCAGGUCAUGUUUGGUCCAAAGCAGGCUGUGGUGCUGAGAGCAGAGGAGGAGCAGAGCCCUGAUGGGAGCAGCUCAGUGACUCUGAGCUGCAGCAGCCACAGCUUCCCCCCGGUCAACCUCUACACCUGGUACAGGAGGACGGAGGACGGAGUGCUCAAAGUGUCUGAGAACAUCAACUACACUGUGCUGUCCACACAGCCUGGAGUCUACUACUGCACUGCCAAGAACCAGAUCAGUGAGAGCACGUCUGAGACAGUCAGCCUCUUUCUACAGCGAGACUUUGUGAAGUACAUUUUCCUGGCUCUGGUGCCUCUGCUGAUUAUCUUAUGUGUGUUCAUUGUUUACAGACUCAAAAUAAAGAGGUCAGUUGAAGAGGAAACAACAAAAAAGUCAUGGUGGAGGAGUUGCUCGAGGACAGUGGGUCGAUGGCAUAGCUCCAGAGGCUGUUCAGAGGAUGUCCAUGCAGAGACACCCAGAACGAGAGAUGUCCCACGAUCUGAGCAGAGAGCAGACAUGAUAAACGGUACAUCCUCUGCUAAUGCUCUUUACUCCACUGUGGACCCCCCCAAAGAUAAACGGAGCCGACCUGGCACCAGUGAUCAAAACACAUGUGCAGACUCACUCUUCUACGCCUCUUUGCACUUUAACAAGAAUCCACCGACUAUGCUCCCAAAAGAAAGAGAGGAUGUCGUCUACUCCACUGUACAGAAGCAUGACGAGGAAGUGGGAGAUGUUUAUGAGAACGUUACAAAACAGGACAAUAGUUCAAAUGACAGCAGUGAGGAUGAGGUGGAUGUGAGUUACUCCAGGGUGAACUUCAGGAGAAAAGCGCGGAGCAGAGUGACCGCAGCAGAGGAGGAGUACUCUGAGCUAAACUUCUAAACAUACUUAUGAUCAAUUACAAGAAGCUUACAACAUACUGUAAAUUAAACCAGGAUGACUGUAUUCCCCACACUUACAUCUCAAUCCAUCUUCACCGCAGCAGCAGAACCAUCACCUUCCUCAGCCUGUCCUUCUCCUCAUUCAUUUGUCUAAGUCUGUUGAAGUCUUUCGUGGUUGAAUUUCUUUAUUGUGUUAAAUGUAAGAUUACUUAAGGGCUACAUUAAAUCGUUGUUACUGUGUGGUCAUUUAUUAGCUCUGCCUUUCACAGGUUUGAAUAAAUGUUUUGUUUUGAGGGGGAUUUAUUCUUAUUGUAUGCAUAUAAACUAAUGAUAUUUUUAUUAAAAUCCUUUGUAAUGUU
Periophthalmus magnuspinnatus is the source of this 2467-nucleotide messenger RNA. RefSeq names its product B-cell receptor CD22-like. The transcript is spliced from 13 exons. The coding region runs from base 1 to 2109 and encodes 702 amino acids. Lineage: Eukaryota; Metazoa; Chordata; Actinopteri; Gobiiformes; Gobiidae. The record is from RefSeq and is a predicted model, not a curated record.